Molecule: messenger RNA, 1225 nt
Organism: Urocitellus parryii (Arctic ground squirrel)
Lineage: Eukaryota; Metazoa; Chordata; Mammalia; Rodentia; Sciuridae
Source: RefSeq, a predicted model, not a curated record
GCGGCCAUGCCGGGGCCGCGAACCCUCGCCAACCUGGUGGAGUUUUUCUGCAAGGACGGUUUCAGCCGAAUCCACGAGAUCCAGGGAAGGUGAACAGUGGCUCAAGAUGAGAAGUGUAUUAAGACAAAGAAUUCUGAAACCGACAGAUGUGGCCAUUUUCUCUGGAGAAGUCAACCAAGUUAUUGCUGAUUUGAUUAAAAAAAUCUACAUCCUCAGGAGUCACGCAGAAGAUGGGGAAACGGUGACUAAUGUCAAUGAUCUUUUCUUCAAAUAUUCAAUGGAAGGUGUGGCCACCAUCCUUUACGAGAGUCGCUUAGGAUGCCUGGAGAACCACAUCCCCCAGACAACAGUGGAGUACAUUGAAGCCCUAGAGCUCAUGUUCAGCAUGUUCAAGACCUCCAUGUACGCAGGUGCCAUCCCCAGAUGGCUCCGCCCCUUCAUCCCCAAACCCUGGCGAGAAUUCUGCAGGUCCUGGGAUGGACUCUUCAAAUUCAGCCAAAUUCAUGUCGACAACAAGUUGAGGGACAUACAGUGCCAAUUGGACCGAGGGGAGAGGGUGAGYGGGGGACUUCUCACCUACCUCUUCCUUAGCCGGACACUGACGCUGGAGGAGAUCUACGCCAACAUGACAGAGAUGCUGCUGGCCGGCGUUGACACAACAUCGUUCACGUUAUCCUGGGCAGUGUAUCUCCUGGCAAGGCACCCAGAAGUGCAGCAGACCGUGUAUCGGGAGAUAGUCAAGAAUUUGGGGGAAAGGCAUGUUCCAACUGCAGCAGAUGUCCCCAAAGUCCCGCUGGUCAGAGCUCUCCUGAAGGAAACCCUGAGGCUGUUUCCAGUGCUACCAGGGAAUGGCCGUGUCACCCAAGAAGACCUGGUUAUUGGCGGAUAUCUGAUUCCCAAAGGCACCCAGCUGGCCCUCUGCCACUAUGCCACCUCCUACGAGGAUGAGAACUUCCCUCGGGCCAAGGAGUUCAGGCCUGAGCGCUGGCUGCGAAAAGGAAACCUGGACAGAGUCGACAAUUUUGGGUCCAUCCCCUUUGGCUAUGGGGUGCGCAGUUGCAUUGGGCGAAGAAUUGCAGAGCUGGAGAUUCACCUGGUCAUGAUCCAGUUGCUUCAGCAUUUUGAGAUCAAAACAUCUUCUUGGACUAAAGCUGUUCAUGCAAAAACCCAUGGGCUUCUGACCCCGGCGGAGCCCAUCCACGUUCGUUUUGUUAACAGAAAGUAA